Molecule: messenger RNA, 3984 nt
Organism: Chionomys nivalis (European snow vole)
Lineage: Eukaryota; Metazoa; Chordata; Mammalia; Rodentia; Cricetidae
Gene: Pik3c3
Product: phosphatidylinositol 3-kinase catalytic subunit type 3
Exons: 25
Coding region: 78-2741 (887 amino acids)
Biological process (GO): autophagy of peroxisome; phosphatidylinositol-mediated signaling; phosphatidylinositol-3-phosphate biosynthetic process
Cellular component (GO): phosphatidylinositol 3-kinase complex, class III, type II; endosome; cytoplasm
Molecular function (GO): 1-phosphatidylinositol-3-kinase activity
Source: RefSeq, a predicted model, not a curated record
UUGAGGCACCGGCGGCUUCUUUCUGGAGUCUUUCGCGUCCCUGGCUGUCUCUGUGGCUUCUGCUCUCCGUGCUGGCCAUGGGGGAGGCAGAGAAGUUCCACUACAUCUACAGCUGUGACCUGGACAUCAACGUGCAGCUGAAGAUAGGAAGUUUGGAAGGGAAGAGAGAGCAGAAGAGCUACAAAGCUGUCCUCGAAGAUCCGAUGCUAAAGUUCUCUGGGCUCUACCAAGAGACAUGCUCUGACCUGUAUGUGACUUGUCAAGUUUUUGCUGAAGGGAAACCUCUGGCCUUACCAGUCAGAACAUCCUACAAGGCAUUUAGUACAAGAUGGAAUUGGAAUGAAUGGCUAAAACUCCCUGUGAAAUACCCUGACCUGCCCAGGAAUGCCCAAGUGGCCUUGACUAUAUGGGACGUGUAUGGACCAGGAAAAGCUGUGCCAGUGGGAGGAACAACUGUGUCGCUCUUUGGAAAAUAUGGCAUGUUUCGCCAAGGAAUGCAUGAUUUAAAGGUGUGGCCUAACGUGGAGGCAGAUGGCUCUGAACCCACAAGAACUCCCGGCAGAACAAGCAGCACGCUCUCCGAAGAUCAGAUGAGCCGCCUCGCUAAGCUGACCAAGGCUCAUCGGCAAGGACACAUGGUCAAGGUGGAUUGGUUGGACAGAUUAACAUUUAGAGAGAUAGAAAUGAUUAAUGAGAGUGAGAAGCGCAGCUCUAAUUUCAUGUACUUGAUGGUUGAGUUUCGCUGUGUCAAGUGUGAUGAUAAGGAGUAUGGCAUUGUUUACUAUGAGAAGGAUGGUGACGAGUCGUCUCCAAUUUUAACAAGUUUUGAGUUAGUAAAAGUUCCUGAUCCUCAGAUGUCUAUGGAGAAUUUAGUGGAGAGCAAACACCACAAGCUUGCUCGAAGUUUAAGAAGUGGACCAUCUGACCACGAUCUCAAACCCAAUGCUGCCACAAGAGAUCAGCUAAAUAUUAUUGUGAGUUAUCCACCAACCAAGCAGCUCACAUAUGAAGAACAAGAUCUUGUUUGGAAAUUUAGAUAUUAUCUUACUAAUCAAGAAAAAGCUUUGACAAAGUUUUUGAAGUGUGUUAAUUGGGACCUACCCCAGGAGGCCAAGCAGGCACUGGAGCUUCUGGGAAAGUGGAAGCCUAUGGACGUAGAGGAUUCCUUGGAGCUGCUCUCCUCGCAUUACACCAACCCGACAGUGAGGCGGUACGCUGUGGCCCGCUUGCGGCAGGCUGAUGAUGAGGAUUUGCUGAUGUACCUACUGCAGCUGGUCCAAGCUCUGAAAUACGAAAACUUUGAUGACAUAAAGAAUGGUUUGGAGCCUACGAAGAAAGAUAGUCAGGGUUCGGGGUCAGAAAGUCUGUCAAAUUCUGGAAUCAGUUCUGCAGAUGUAGAUAGCUCCCAAAUUCUAAGCAACCCUCUUCCUCCGGUGUCCUCCCCUCCUCCGGCAUCGAAAUCCAAAGAAGGUUCAGAUGGAGAAAAUCUAGAGCAAGAUCUAUGUACCUUCUUGAUAUCAAGAGCCUGUAAGAACUCAACACUGGCUAAUUAUUUAUACUGGUACGUGAUAGUGGAGUGUGAAGAUCAGGACACGCAGCAGAGAGAUCCAAAGACCCAUGAGAUGUACCUGAACGUCAUGAGGAGAUUCAGCCAAGCCUUGUUGAAGGGUGACAAGUCGGUCCGAGUCAUGCGCUCCCUGCUGGCCGCACAGCAGACCUUCGUGGACCGGCUGGUGCACCUGAUGAAGGCCGUGCAGCGGGAGAGUGGAAAUCGCAAGAAAAAGAAUGAGAGACUUCAAGCGCUGCUUGGAGAUAAUGAAAAAAUGAAUUUGUCGGAUGUGGAGUUGAUCCCAUUGCCGUUAGAGCCUCAGGUGAAAAUAAGAGGAAUCAUCCCAGAGACAGCCACCCUGUUCAAGAGCGCUCUGAUGCCUGCGCAGCUGUUCUUUAAGACAGAAGACGGAGGCAAAUACCCAGUUAUCUUCAAGCACGGUGACGACUUGCGUCAAGACCAGCUGAUCCUGCAGAUCAUCUCCCUGAUGGACAAGCUGCUACGGAAGGAGAAUCUGGAUCUGAAGUUGACACCUUAUAAGGUCUUAGCCACUAGUACCAAACAUGGCUUCAUGCAGUUCAUCCAGUCAGUUCCUGUUGCUGAAGUACUUGACACAGAGGGAAGCAUUCAGAACUUUUUUAGGAAGUAUGCCCCGAGCGAGACUGGCCCGAAUGGCAUCAGUGCCGAGGUCAUGGACACUUACGUCAAAAGCUGUGCUGGCUACUGUGUGAUUACAUACAUUCUUGGAGUUGGAGAUCGGCACCUGGAUAACCUUCUGUUAACAAAAACAGGCAAACUCUUCCACAUAGAUUUUGGGUAUAUCUUGGGCCGAGAUCCAAAGCCUCUUCCUCCUCCAAUGAAGCUGAAUAAAGAGAUGGUGGAAGGAAUGGGCGGCACGCAGAGUGAGCAGUACCAAGAGUUCCGAAAGCAGUGUUACACGGCCUUUCUCCACCUGCGAAGGUAUUCAAAUCUGAUUUUGAACUUGUUCUCCUUGAUGGUUGAUGCAAACAUCCCAGAUAUUGCUCUUGAACCAGAUAAAACUGUAAAAAAGGUUCAGGAUAAGUUCCGUUUGGACCUUUCAGAUGAGGAGGCUGUGCAUUACAUGCAGAGUCUGAUUGACGAGAGCGUCCAUGCGCUGUUUGCUGCAGUGGUGGAGCAGAUCCAUAAGUUUGCCCAGUACUGGAGAAAAUGAAAGUGGAUUUGGUCCUUCAUGAUACUCUGCUCAGUAAGAAAAUGUGAGAAGCUGCUGUUGUGUAUGCUAAAGACAUCGGAGAAGCGAACAAGGAAGAGACAGUCUCCAGAAGUUAACUUGUGGCAAGUGUUGUCUCCUUGGAUGCCACUGCUUAAAUCUUGGCAUAGAGAGUUUGUUUAAAGCGACCAUGUAUAGGGCAGGCCAUCGCAGCUCACAUCUGUAAUUCCAGAACUCCGGAGGGUGAGGCAGGAAGAUUUGCUGCAAAUUUGAAGCCAUCCUCAGCUACAUAAUGACUCUGGAUCUGCCAAAAAUUCACUGUGUAUAUUUGUCUUAUAAUGUAUAAAGAUAAGAAGAGAAUUAUGUAUAUGUUUUAGAAUUAUGGAAUAGUAAAGCAUUUAGCCCCUGAAUCUGAAGUGCCCUGUUUUCCUUCUCAUGCAUGUGGAUCUGGUUUUCAGUUAUGAAGAUGGUUUUUCACUUCUCCUCUUUUCCUUGCUCUCUUCCUCCCCGCCACCAUUUUUGUUCCUUAGUUUCUGUGUAAUUUACAUAAUACUUUGCUUUUACAUUUUCUCCAAGUUUUAUACAUUACGAUACAUUCUUUUUACAGUUGAAUAAUUGGGGUUUUUUUUUGUUUUAGAAAGCUCUUUGUGGACAGAGGGUAGUAAGAAAGCAGGACUCAACAGUACACAGCACAGGCCCAGCCCUGUGGCCUGGGCUCUGUGCCCUGUAUCCCGUCUGCUGCUUCCACAGGCAGCACUGAGCAUCUCUGCAGGAGGUGGUAGAGUUGGGUAUGAGAACUCAAUGGGAGCAGUUGCCAAUCAGUGGUUUCUGCCUGUAGACAAAUGGAGAGGGGUACAAGGUCUGGGGAGAGCGGUGAGGGAAAACAGCGCCUCAAGAAAGGGUGAUUUCUCUUGAACUAUAAAUAUGGAGGUUUUUCUGUUUUAUGAACUACAGUUCCCAGCUCUCCUGAGGCGUGCAUACAUAUAGUGGAAGGUGAAAGUGAGCCACGCUCAAAGAUACUAUCACUCAACAUGAGAGUCCAUCACUUCCACGUCAUACAAUAAGUUAUAAGAGGUUUUUCCACGUAUUUGUGUCCAUGCUUAGAUGGCACCAUGCCAUGAAGUUAGAGGACAGCUUUGAAGAGGUGCGUCUCUUCUGCUACUUUAUGAUGGCCAGGCUUGGUGGCAGGCCCCUUUCUUUACUCCGUGAGCCUCUUUCUUACCCAGGAAAUUAUUUUUUAUGCAAA